AUGUUCAUUGCAAUCGAGAUAGGUUUCAGAUGCCUGUACGGACUGCUGUCCUUGGCGAUCAUGUGCAAGACUGUGCAGGCCAUUGUAAGGCGGAACCGAGUAUGGGCUGACAGGAGCUCAGCAUACAUGCAGCUUCUCGUGCUGACCUGUGUUAUCAAUCUCAUGCAGACGUGCGACGUGGUGUUUGAUGUCGUGUGGAUGGCGCAGGGGCCGAUGGUGCGGGGCUCAAGAUGGAUGGAUCAGUGCGGUAGCAACCAGAACUCAACCGCGAUCGACAGCCAAGCCGACUUCCUAUGCAGGAUGCAGCGAGUAGAUGCCAGCAUGAGCUACCUCAGCCUGGGCCUCCUCCUCAUCGCGUUCGUCGUCGUUGCUUUCUUCUUCCUCCGCCUCGUCCUCCGCCUGAGGCUCCCGAGCCAGGAAGGAGCGCAGCUGCAGGAGGCGCAGAGAGUGUUGAAGAUGCCGCUAUGGGUAUCUCUAGGAUGGAUAUCCCUUGUCAUGUUCUUCUCUUGUAUCGGGUCGUUUCCUCACGCCUUCUCCUGCCAAGGUGACUCCUCCUCUGCACCUGCUCCUCUGACAUCCGCCCCCUUCCCCUCAGAUCCAGCAUGGCUCGCGUUCCUCGCCUCCUUCCUCCUCAUCGCCGUCGUUCUGUUCCUGGGGAUUCUCAUUCUCCACAACGAAGGCAGGAAACGAAGACGUCCCAAUGUCCUAUGGCUCUCCCUCUUCCGCCUUGCUUGCGCCAUGUUCUUGUCCGCCAUCUUCGGCAUCCUCCAGUCCCUGGAUCACUUCCUGCGCGACAUGGACGACUGCGAUCCCUUCGACGCCUCCUACUCCUCCUCCUUCUUCGGGGACGAUGACUGGGUGGCUGCUGCUCUCCGGGGGUUGAUCUUCCUCUUCAGCAACAUGUUCAUCUUCUCUGUGCCCUCCUUCUGCUUCCUCGCAUUGUUCCACAGCUCCAUGAGGCCCACUCAGCGUGUGGAACAGCUUGCUCCUGUCCAGCACGGGAGGCAGGUGGGGGGCUCGAUGACUGAAGCUCUUAUCCGCGGACCGCACCAGAUGCUACCAGUAUGA
Molecule: messenger RNA, 1068 nt
Organism: Guillardia theta CCMP2712
Lineage: Eukaryota; Cryptophyceae; Pyrenomonadales; Geminigeraceae
Exons: 3
Coding region: 1-1068 (355 amino acids)
Source: RefSeq, a predicted model, not a curated record